UACAAGAAUUAAGUUCUAGCGGUAAGAUGGACAGUUAUUUUAAAGCAGCUGUCAGUGACUUGGACAAACUCCUUGAUGACUUUGAACAGAACCCAGAUGAACAAGAUUAUUGCCAAGGUGUUCAGAAUGCAUAUGAUUCUAACAACCGUUCAGUUCCUUCAGAGUUGGCUCCUUCACAGCCACCUUCACUGCUACCAAAGGACUGGCAAUGUGCUAGUGGUUAUGCCUCCUCAGAAACAUGCUAUGAAGCAAAUGAGGUUUCCUUCAGUGAAAAAGCACUCCAGGGGCUAACUUCUCUACAAAAUGAGAAAAAUGUAACAGGACUGGAUCUCCUUUCUUCCGUGGAUGGUGGGACUUCAGAUGGCAGCCAGCCUUUAUACAUGAGAUGUAGUAAACCCGUCUGUGACCUGAUAAGUGACAUGGGUAGCUUGGUUCAUGCAGCUAACAGUGAAGAAGAUAUUAAAAAAUUACUGCCAGAUGACUUCAAAUCUAGUGCAGAUUCUCUCACUGGAUUGGGUUCCUCUGCAGUUUCAGAUGGUGCCUCUGUCCCAUCACCAGACCAUGGGAAUGGUCCUGUCACAGGACAGAGUGAUAUGCGCUCUGACUUACAGAACAGAGAAAUUGGUGGUGCCAAAGAAUCGGGUAUAAAAGUAGAAACCACACUUUCAGAUGCUUGUCAAUAUGAUGGAACAGAAAAUGUAAAUGAUGGAAAGAUCUCUGGUCAGUCAGACCCAGUUGUGGACUCUAACAUUACCUCUGUUUUGACUCAGCAGAGCUCCAGAGUUUGUGAUUCCAAAGAUAAACUACAACACAAACACCCACCGGGUGAAUUACUAAAAGAUGAUGGCUGUUUGGUGAAACAGGAAAUAGAUUUGGUGAAAGAAGAAGUAGAUAUGAUGGUUGCAGCUGUCACUGAAUCUUUAAAAGAAGGAGGCAGUGCAAGUGCUUUGCCUUGCAAAAGUCUUCCAAAAAGUGAAAGUUUGUGCCUAAGUGACUCAGACUCAAGAGGUAAAAAUUUCAAAUUGCCUGACUUUUCCUCUCAGGAAGAUAGAACUGCUGUGUUUAUAAAACAGUCUGCAAAAGAAGACUCAAGAAAUUUAGACCUUGAAGUUAAUAAUGAUGCAAUCCAUGAUUCCCCAACAGCUCUCCGUGUUUCCGGUGAAGAUGCACCCUCCUCGUUGUCCUGUCUUCCAGUACCUGGCUCUUUGUGCAGCUCGUUCCUUGACAGUAAAGCACAUGGUGAUUGCUUACCUCAGGAACCCAAGGAUCAUAUACAACAUACAGGGGUGGUGCAUGAAGAAGCGCAGAAGAGCGCUGUUCUAGACAGGGAGCCAUUCAGGCAAACUGAUCUUAUGAAAGAGGGAAAAUGCAAAAGUACACUUCUUCAGCCAGAACAUGAGGAGACGGGAGAAGGAAAGGAAGAACCUGAGCAGACGGGAAUCGGAGCUGAGGCUUUGGGUGCCCCUGGUCCCACCGGUUCCUCCACAGCUGCAGGGCCCCAGCUGGAGCUCUUGGGUGCUGAUGCCCCAGGCUGUCAGGCUGGUUGUACGGGUCUCACUUUCGUAGGCAGUGACAUGGACGGGCAUGACUUAGACUACUUCAAUAUUGACGAAGGCAUGAAGAGCGGCUCACUCGUUAGUGAUGCUGAGCUGGAUGCCUUCUUGACAGAACAGUACCUUCAGACCUCUAACUUAACGUCUUUUGAAGAAAAUGUAAAUGACUCAAAAUCUCCUAUGAAUCAGAUAGAUAUGAAAGGCCUCAGUGCUGGAAAUGUGGACGAUAUUUAUUUCAAAGCUGAAGCAGGAGCCACCGGGGAAAGUGAUGGUAUUAAAAUGAUUUGUGAAACAAGUGAUAAACAAAAUACAAUAGAAAACAGUGUCCUUUGUGCACAGGAAAGAAGCACAGUUCCCAUUGAACCAGGGUCCCUUAGCUGCACACCUGAGAUGCCGAGUGAGCUACCGGUCUCUGAUGUUAGCAGCCGGCCUGUGCCUGUUGGAGGGGCUAGACCCAAGCAGCUCAUUAACCUUGCGUCACGAGCAAGGGUUUCAGACGAACAGAGUCAGCCAGAUGUUCCAAGUGCUCCAGAAGGUGGACCCUGCUUAGCAGAUGCCGUCAUGCCACCUCCGUGUCCUCCCAACUCUACAGCUGAUGCUCAGGCCAGCUUCAACUCUAACUACAUUGAUAUAGAAAGCAAUUUUGAAGGCAGGUCCAGCCUUCCAACUGCAAAUGAAGAUUUGCUGCCUGAAAACACUUGCAAAGAAGGCUUGGUUUUGGGUCAGAAACAGCCUAACUGGGUUCCUGAUUCAGAAGCUCCAAACUGUAUGAAUUGCCAGGUCAAAUUUACUUUUACAAAACGGCGACACCACUGCCGAGCAUGUGGGAAAGUAUUUUGUGGUGUCUGUUGUAACAGAAAGUGUAAGCUGCCAUAUCUAGAAAAGGAAGCGAGAGUGUGUGUAAUCUGCUAUGAGACGAUUAACAGAGCUCAGGCCUUCGAAAGGAUGAUGAGCCCCACCGGCUCUGGUCCUCAGGCUCAUCACCCUGGCGACUCUGCCACUGGCCCGCCCCUGCAGGAGACCCAGCCAACCAGUGUGCCUUCACCGACAGCUUUGCCCACCUCGGCUCUGAGACAGCCCAGCGCUGAAGGACUGGGCUCCAGAGAACAGAAGAGAGUGUGGUUUGCAGAUGGCAUCCUGCCAAAUGGUGAAGUUGCAGACACAACCAAGCUGUCAUUUGGAAGUAAAAGAUGCUCUGAAGACUGCAGUCCUCCCUCACCGGCUGUGCCCAUGGUGAUAGACACAGUGGAUCCUGCCUGUUCUGCCACUGUGGAGAAACCAAACAGUAAGCUAGGAGACAGUUCAAGAAACGAGAGCACUGGGAGUCUUAUUUGCCACGCGCCAUCUGUGGAAAAACUGCCGGCGAACACAGGAACUGAUGAGUUACCUACUGCUUCUCUUUCCCUGGAUGAUGAUAUUUUUGCAGAAAUUGAGGCACCAUCCGAUUCUCUGGAUGUCACAGUUAACAGCAUUUUACCCGUGGCUGGUGUUUCAGAUUAUGGGUUACUGUGUCAUGUUGACAGGCACAUUAGCAGGAAGAUCAGUCUCUUACCUGACGAUGAGCAUGGUUUGCCCCCACUUCUGUGUGCUUCUGGAGGACAGGGAUCAGCGCCUGUGGUAGAAGAGCAUCCAUCUCCUGAGCAGAUCAGUUCGCUGCUUCAGAGUGAAGGAUCUCCUCCUGCCACCUUUGUCUUAAACGCGAAUCUGCUUGUGAAUGUCAGAUUAAUAUUUUAUUCGUCAGAUAAAUACUGGUACUUCUCAACCAAUGGAUUGCAUGGCCUUGGACAGGCAGAGAUUAUUAUUCUGUUGUUGUGUUUGCCAAAUGAAGACACAGUCCCCAAGGACAUCUUCCGGCUGUUCCUCACCAUAUACAGGGAUGCGCUCAGAGGAAAAUACAUAGAAAACUUGGACAGUGUUACCUUUACUGAGAGUUUUCUCAACAGCAAGGAUCAUGGAGGAGUCCUAUUUAUUACACCUACUGUUCAGAAACUGGAUGAUCUCCCAUUGCCCAGCAGCCCUUUUCUGUGUGGAAUUCUUAUCCAGAAGCUGGAAAUUCCUUGGGCAAAGGUUUUUCCUAUACGUUUAAUGUUGAGAUUAGGUGUGGAAUAUAAAGCAUAUCCUGCUCCUCUAACAAGUAUUAGAGGACGAAAACCUCUUUUUGGAGAAAUAGGACAUACUAUUAUGAACUUACUUGUCGAUCUUCGAAAUUACCAGUAUACCUUGCAUAAUAUAGAUCAGCUGUUGAUUCAUAUGGAAAUGGGGAAAAGCUGUAUAAAAAUACCUCGGAAAAAAUACAGUGAUGUGAUGAGGGUGCUGAACUCCUCCAACGAGCACGUCAUCAGCAUCGGAGCCAGCUUCAGCGCUGACGCCGACUCCCACCUGGUCUGUGUGCAGAGCGCGGGAGCCUACCACACCCAGGCCAGUGGCGCGCCCGGCCAUGCACGCAGAGUGACAGGUGCGAGUUUUGUGGUGUUCAGUGGUGCUCUGAAGUCAUCUUCGGGAUUUCUUGCCAAGUCCAGCAUAGUUGAAGACGGCUUAAUGGUGCAGAUAACUCCAGAGACCAUGGAUGGCUUGAGGCAAGCUCUGCGAGAGCAGAAGGACUUUAGAAUUACCUGCGGGAAAGUGGACGCAGUAGACCUGAGAGAGUACGUGGAUAUCUGCUGGGUAGAUGCUGAAGAAAACGGAAACAAAGGUGUUAUCAGCUCGGUGGAUGGAAUCUCAUUGCAAGGAUUUCCAAGUGAAAAAAUAAAACUGGAAGCAGAUUUUGAAACAGAAGAGAAGAUUGUAAAGUGCACUGAGGUGUUCUACUUUCUAAAGGACCAGGAUUUAUCUGUGUUGUCAACUCAUCAUCAGUUUGCGAAAGAAAUCGCCAUGGCUUGCAGUGCUGCCUUGCGCCCUCACCUGAAGACUCUAAAGAGUGGCGGGGUGAACAGGGUCGGACUCAGAGUCUCCAUCGACACAGACGUGGUUGAAUUUCAGGCAGGCUCUGAAGGCCAACUGCUGCCUCAGCAUUACUUGAAUGCCCUGGACAGUGCCCUGAUCCCUGUGAUCCAUGGGGGAACCGCCAGCUCGACUUUGCCAUUGGAAAUGGAAUUAGUAUUUUUCAUUCUGGAGAAUCUGGUGUAGUGAGAGGAUGAGCCAUGUCAGGUACUGCAGACUGAUCUGUCAGAACUAACCCAGCACUGAAAGUGAAGUGCCACAAACACUACAUGUUUGAUGUUGGAAACACUUAAGCUUUGCUUUUCAGACAGAAAUGACCUAUUAAAAUCACACUAUUUAAAUAUCUAAAUUUAAAGUAUCCACCAUGUUUGAAGCUUUACAUUAAUACAAGCACUAAAAAGACAAGGACUUCUACCUUUAAGAAACUAAUAGCAUUUACUGUGUUCUUUCAAUGUUAAGCCAAAGUGUAUGCACUUAGUUAUACCUCUUCAUGCCAAGAAAGAUUUUAAUGAAGGCUCUUUGCACAUGUAACCUUAUGAAGGAAAUACCUGCUUGUGUAAAAGCUAGUGAGAACACUGGCUUCUAAAGUUUGUUUAAAAUGUAUUUCAACAGCAUAGACCAGUUUCAAGAUCUUAGGCUUAUAGUUUUUUAAUAAAGCUAAUAACUUAUUUGUAUAAUUGGAGUGGAGACCUACUUCCAUGAUUAGAGAAAUUCUGAUUGUUUGGAUUAAAGUCAGAAUUUUGCCUUUUUUCUUCUCAAAUUAUAAUAUAAGUGUAUAUGGUUUUUCCUGAUUAAAUGGAUAUUAAAAUAAUUGUGGGUGCUUCAGGAUUUUGUGCUUCUAUAUUUAAGUACAUUGUUUUUAUAGCAACAUGUGAUUCAGAAUGUGUUUUAUAAAUCUUUAAUAAUUUAUAAAUAGGUAAUAUUUUUGUAUCACAGUGCAUUAUUUUUCCUCUUUUUUUCCAAAGUGUAUCAGUGUAUUUGCCACUUGUAAGAGCGAUUGACGGCAGGCCAGUGGACCUUGAAGUAGUCAGUACGAAGCAAUAAUCGAAGCCUGAAACAGGUUUUUUUUUACUUCAAUGUUAAUCCUUAGAAAUUUCUUGGCAAGUCUACAUAUUUUUAUUGAUACCAUGAAUGAAUAUAAAUUUUAAUGAAGUAACCACUUUUGCAUAUUUUAAAUUCUUUAUGUGGUGGUUAUUUUUAUAAUAGGAUAUUUAACAUAAGUUGUAUGUACUUGAAACUGUUACAGAGCUUCUCUUUUUACUUCAAAUAGGAAAAAAAUGGCAUAUAUUAGUCCUGUCAUUUAAGUUAUAUAAAAUCUAAUCAUUAUUUGUUGCCUUUUUCUAGCCCUGUGUGGAAUAUAUAGGUUUUUUUGUAUCAGAAACACUCACUGUAUAUCUAAAGAAAAAGAAAAUACACUAAAUAGCCCUGUUAUAAGAACAUCUCAACUUUUAGAUCAUAUCAAGGCUGUCACACAGGAUCUGCAGUCUCGGGCUAGGAGAGACAAGAAGUUUCAUCCAUUUCAGCAUACAGUCUGUACUGAAUCAUACCUGUCGUCCUAGCCAAAGACACAGUUCAGGAGAGAAGAUCAGUCUUCUGGAAAUUGCUCCUUCAUAAACAGUGUACAAUGUUACAGAGACUAAGUACAAUGGCAAUAUAUAACUUGUGGAAUUUACUGAAAUGGUUUAAGAUAAAGACAGUUGCAUAUCAAAGUCUGUUUUCUUUAUAUUGUGUGUUUAUUUUUUAGUGUAGUAGAAAUGUCUUUUGUAGUAUAACUGCACAAUUUAGGAAUAGUGACUAUACCUUAAACAACCAGUGGGGGAAGGCUGUUCCUUGAUAGGGUAAUAAGGUCUCUCUGUACAAUAAAAAUUUGAAUUAAUGGGGCACAUGUUAGAGUGUUCUUUGUGAUGUGUAUUUGUAUUGCAUUGCUCCUCAUUAGGUCAUGUUAUUCACAUUGGAACUGAAAUUUUAGGUCUUGUAAAGGUGAAGAAAUAGAAUGGCUCUCUUACUCCAUCUACAGUGAUCUUGUUUUGGUUUUAUGCCUUAUACUACAACUCCUUCUAAAUUUUGAAAUCAAAGUAAAAUAUAGCCCAUUUGGGGCCAGGG
Fukomys damarensis (Damara mole-rat) is the source of this 6596-nucleotide messenger RNA. RefSeq names its product zinc finger FYVE-type containing 16 (gene Zfyve16). Gene Ontology annotation, cellular component: early endosome membrane. Gene Ontology annotation, biological process: protein targeting to lysosome; endosomal transport. The transcript is spliced from 17 exons. The record is from RefSeq and is a predicted model, not a curated record. NCBI's taxonomy places the organism in Eukaryota, Metazoa, Chordata, Mammalia, Rodentia, Bathyergidae. The coding region runs from base 27 to 4679 and encodes 1550 amino acids. Gene Ontology annotation, molecular function: metal ion binding.